Molecule: messenger RNA, 5620 nt
Organism: Limulus polyphemus (Atlantic horseshoe crab)
Lineage: Eukaryota; Metazoa; Arthropoda; Merostomata; Xiphosura; Limulidae
Product: CUB and sushi domain-containing protein 3-like
Exons: 24
Coding region: 207-3866 (1219 amino acids)
Source: RefSeq, a predicted model, not a curated record
UGAAUAUUCAAAGAUGUUUCACUGUUAGUUAUAUUCUUCUGGGAUACAUAUCUCAAUUGUUUGUGUGGGCUCUACAAUGUCCUUACCCAGCCAUACCUCAAUACUCCAAAGUCACCCUGUCUCAGGAAGCUAGGUUGCCUGGAGCUUCUGCCACUUACAGCUGUGAUGAAGGCUAUGAAUUAUUUGGUGAACCUAGUCGUGUUUGUAUGCCAGAUGGAUCCUGGAAUGGAAAUCUCCCAUACUGUGCCGUAAAUGUAGCUUACGGAAAGCCUGCUAAUCAGUCUAGUACUACAAGAGGUGGAAAUGCCCAAAAUGCUAAUGAUGGAGACACAACAACACUUCAUGAAAAUAAAUUUUGCUCGGAAACAAGGAAAGACAACUCGCCCUGGUGGCAAGUGGAUUUAUUACAAGAAUAUGAAAUAAGAGUUGUGAGAAUAUUUACUAGAGGUUGUUGUGGCCAACAGCCUUUACAUGACCUGGAGAUCAGGAUUGGAAAUAGUUCCACUGUACAGGGUAAUCGUUUGUGUGCCUGGUAUCCAAGAAAUAUAGAUGAUGGUACAACGAAAGAUUUUGAGUGUGCAUACCCCAUCAUUGGUCGAUAUGUUUACAUACAAAUGGUGGGCAUUGAAGGUUCACUUUCACUUUGUGAAGUUUUAGUUUUCACUACACAAGAACUCUCUCCAGAGCGAUGUGCCAAUCAGUUAGAGCCUUUGAAGUUGACCACAUUCAACCAGACGUGUUAUGAAUUUCAGGGUGAGAAGGGAGGUACUUUCAAAGAUGCUGACAAUUAUUGCCGGGAACGUGGAGGAUUGAUUGCCCAUUCCAUGAAUAAUAUAACUCAUCAUUUUUUGUCAUCUGAACUGGAGAGGGUGAAAAGUAAUUUAAAGUCCAAAUUAGUAUGGCUUGGAGCUCAGCGUGAAUCUGAUGUAGUGUCUCAGCAAUGGAAUUGGGUCAACAAUCAGACAGUUAUAAGUUUUCUAUGGGCUCCUGAUCAACCCAACAAUUACAAUAACAAACAAAACUGUGUAGUGCUGGAUGGUGGGAGGAAAUGGCUUUGGAAUGAUGUAACCUGUGACCUGGAUUUUUUACCAUGGAUCUGCCAAUAUGGUCCAUCAAACUGUGGUACUCCUGAUAGAAAGGAGAAUGCUACAAUUCUGGAGGAGAAUUUCAGGGUAGGCCAGAAAGUCACUUAUGUAUGUCCAAAUGGAAACAUGCUUGUUGGCAACAAAACAAGGACAUGUGCUCCAGAUGGAUUCUGGACAGGGUCAGCACCAUCAUGUAAAUAUGUGGACUGUGGCAGUUUAUCAAAUAUUGAAAAUGGAAAAGUUGAAUAUCUAGAAGCUAGAACAAAUUUCAAUGCUACUGCACAUUAUGUUUGUGAUCAAAACUACACGCUAGUUGGGGAAAAAGUUCGAACAUGCUCCGGAGAUGGCAGCUGGGACGGAAAAGAAGCAAAAUGUCUAUUUAACCAGUGUCCAGAACUAGAAGCACCACCUAAUGGUUUUUUGGAGGUCACAGGUCAGACAGCUGGAAGCCAAGCCAAAUAUAGCUGUGAGAAAAGCUACAAACUUGUUGGGAAUGAGGUUAGAAAUUGUGAACUUGGUGGCAAGUGGACUGACAGUGCUCCUCAGUGUAAAUUUAUCGACUGUGGAAAACCUGAAUCAGUAGCCCAUGGGGACUUCGACCUCGUAAACAAAACUACCACCUACUUGAGCAAAAUUAAAUAUUCGUGCCACAUGAACUUCAGUCUUGUUGGAGAUAAAGAGAGAACGUGUCUUGACACAAAAUUGUGGAGUGGACAAAAUCCAGUGUGCAAACUAAUUGACUGUGGAGAACCAGACAUUAACCCUGGAUCGUAUGUCGAGGGAGAUGGACUCACUGUCCACUCUGUCAUUGAAUAUUUCUGUGAACCUGGACAUCUGAUGAUUAGUAAAAAUUCUCAAAGAAUUUGUGGAUUGGAUGGAAAAUGGUCAGGUGAAGCUGUUAUGUGCAGAUUUAUUGACUGUGGUCGAGUGCCACCUAUACCUCGGGGAGCUGUCCAUAAUGCCAAUGAAACUACUUACCUUCAGAGUGUAAUCUCCUAUGCAUGUAGUUUUGGGUAUCGUCUAGUUGGGAAUACAGUGCGUAUUUGUCUGGAAGAUGGUCGUUGGAGUGGAAAUGCCCCCAUCUGUGAAGAAAUUCGUUGUCCAAUCCCCGAAGUGCCACAGAAUGCUUCAGUUGUAUAUAGCGGCAAUGAUCGUUCUUCAGCUGUCUCAUUCAAGGUUGGGUCUAAUGCUCAGUAUCGCUGUCAUGAAGGCCAUGUCUUAACGGGAGUGCCAUUACGAAGGUGUCUCCAAACAGGAGUAUGGAGUGGAGAGGUUCCCUUUUGUAAAUAUGUGGACUGUGGUUUUCCACUACCAGUACCUCAUGGUCACUGGCUUCUCCCAGACAAUGCAACCUUCUACACUUCGUCAGUAGAAUACAUGUGUGAUGAAAACUACAAAAUUAUUGGACCUAAUCAUAGGCGGUGCUUGGAUGAUGGAAUAUGGAGUGAACGAGAACCCAAAUGUAUAGAGAUAUCAUGUGGAUCACCUGAUAUACUGGACAGUAUGACUUUGAUUAAAGGUGACAUUUUCACUGUUGGGAGGAUGGUUGUCUAUUCUUGUAUUGAAGGCUAUACAUUGGUAGGCUCAAGUGUACGUUCCUGUCUCAAUAGUGGUCAGUGGUCAGAGCAGACACCUUUCUGUCAGUUGGUUGAUUGUGGGCAUCCUACGAUAGUGACCAAUGGUGAUGGUUUUCUAAUGAAUGGGACAACUACAUUUGAAUCAGUGGUUGAGUACAAAUGUUCACCAGAGUAUAGGAUGGUUGGAGACCCUUUGAGACACUGUUUGGCCUCUGGUAGCUGGAGUGGUCAAGAACCUAGGUGUAUUUUGGUUGACUGUGGGCAACCUGCUGUAAUUAUCAAUGGUCAAGGCUACCUGAUAAAUGGAACAACAAUAUUUCAAUCAAUGGUUAAGUACACAUGUUCACCAGGGUAUAGGAUAGUUGGAAACUCUAUUAGACAAUGUUUGUCUUCUGGUAACUGGAGUGGAGAAGAACCUAUGUGUAUUGUUGUUGACUGUGGGCAGCUAGCUGUAAUUACUAAUGGUCUUCGUUACCUGAUGAAUGGAACAACAAUAUUUCAAGCAAUGGUCGAGUACACAUGUUUAACAGGAUAUAGGAUAGUUGGAGACCCUAUUAGACAAUGCUUAUCUUCUGGUAACUGGAGUGGAGAAGAGCCUAUGUGUAUUUUGAUUGAUUGUGGGCAACCUGCUGUAAUUACCAAUGGUCAAAGUUACCUGAUGAAUGAAACAACAAUAUUUCAAGCAAUGGUUCAGUACACAUGUUUACCAGAAUUCAUGAUAGUUGGAGACCCUGUUAGACAAUGUUUGUCUUCUGGUAACUGGAGUGGCGAAGAACCUAUGUGUAUCGUUUCAGAUAGCCAGACAUCUGACUCUGAUACAAGCAGAUCAAAAACUAUAGGAAUUGGUGCAGCUGUUGGCAUUGGUGUUGUCUUGGUGCUGAUUAUAAUUGUUGUCUGCAUAAAAAUGAAAAAGGGGAGGCUAACUAAAAACUCAGGAAAUGUGCCAGUUCAUAGAACACAGGGAAAACAAGCUUCUGUCUUGUCCUACUCCAACUUCAGUAUGGAAGCAGAUGGUCGAGGAGACCCAGAUAAUUUGAAUGAAAGUGGAGAUAUUCGUCACAAUCCCAAUGGAUUAGUAACAUUUAGUGCAAACCCACAACCUAUUUAUGCUAAUGUUACAGUUAAUGGACAGAGGUUAGUUUCACCUGCGAGUAUAAAUGGACAAGAAAAUAAAGUAGCUUGUGAUAAUACAAGUAAUAUUUAAAGUGGACAAUAAAGCAAGCCUAAAACUAGAUGAAAUCAUCUAUUAGGGUAACAGUUGAUGUGUUAUACAACCUUCUGAUGGAAAAGAAAAUCAAGUAAAAGACAACUCCAUCAGAAUCACAGACAAGAUUUCCAAAAAACCUUAACAUUCACAUAUUUUUUUUAUUAUACUACACAUUAGAGCUUGGAAACUGUUCCACUGUUUAGUGAAUGAUAAUUAUAGUGAAUACAACUGUACUUAUAAACUUGUAACAAGUGAUUUGUCUUCUAUGCUGACCAAUUGAAUUUUUAUAAUGAAACCACUUUGUAUUAUACCAGACAUUUUUGUUGUAAAUAAUGAGUAAACAUUUUUGAUUCUAAUAUGCAUAGUUCAUACUUGACAAAAUUAACUCUCUCAAUUUUGGAGCAUUUUUUUCUGAUGAAAUAGUUGUGGUGGUAGUCCUUGUAAUUCUAAGGUGUUGUUGUUGUAUGGCUUAUUGGUGAGAAGUAUUUAAUUUAGUCCUUAAGUGGAAUGAAAGAAUGUUCAAGAGAUUAAUUUGUAGUUACUGUGGGCCAAAUGGCCUUUUGUUGCUUUUUAAUUUUUUUGGUUAACAGUAGAAACCUACUAUUUCAAUAGUACACACAUUUUUAUAGGUAUGGCUAAUCAAAAUACUUACUUGCAAAAUGAAUUUUCAUAAAUUUUGUCUUGAUCUUAUCAUUUUGUCAAUAUUGAUUCUUUUGUCUUUUUAUAAAAUCUAGUUUAAAAUGUCUUAACCAGGUAAUGUUUAAAAAAGUUAGAAGAAUGUUAUAGGGUGGUUAUAAUUUUUAUUUUUCAGUAACUCUAACAAAUUCAAGCAGUUUUGUAAUCUGUAUUUCACAACUUAAUGAGCUUAUGAAGGUAAAAUUUAUUGCAAAGAUACUUGUUCAUGAAAGAAUAUGUGAAGUUCUAUAUUUUGUAUUUUAGUCUUUAUUUUUAGUUCCUAUAAACUUGAAGACCAUUUACUUCAUCAAAAAUUAGCUGAGGAUAGUAUAAAGAAUUGUUUUUACCACAUUUUAUAAAAGAAUUAAAAGUUAUUGAAACAAACAAGCUAUGAAGUUUUUGUUUUUAUCUUCUCUUUUUUUUUUCACAGAAUAUUAUGUAGAAAAAGUAACUGAUAAAAAAAUUUCUUCCUUGAUUUGCAUUAGGAUAUUGUUCAUUGUUUUACUUACUGUGGUUAUUUCUUUAACAAAUAGUGUUUGUAUAGGUCAUAACUGUUUAUGUUGACAAUUUUUCAGGUUAUCGGGAUAGACUGGAAUAAAUGUUAUGGAAAUACAAAAACAAAUAUAUAGAAAAACUACUAUUUUAUACAGAAAAAAAUGUAUAUACACAUACAAAUUAUUAUAAAAACUAUUAUUGUAAAGUCCUUGUAAAGUUUGUAUAGUGUUUUUAAUUUUGACUCAGAUUUUUUAUGUUCUUACUGUACUACCACUUAAAACAAAGUUAUGUAAAAUUGUUUAACCAAAUAUGAUUGUCAUGGGUUUUUUCCCUGAGAACCAUAGUUAUGUUGACUGUGAAAAGUUGUUACUGUAAAAUUGCAGUAUAAUAUGAAACUUAUGACUAAACAAAGAAAUUAUGAAGUUAUUGUUUAUUCUUGUUUAUUUAUAAAUUAAAUCUGAAUACUAAAGUGCAAAUGAUACCAGAAUACCAGUAAGUAAUCUUGCAUGUCAUGUAUAUUAUGUUGUGAGCUGUAGCAUUCAAACACUAACCAAACAAGGGGUAUGUACUACAGAUGUCAA